Caenorhabditis elegans is the source of this 1494-nucleotide messenger RNA. It is a transcript of the gene fbxb-5, whose product is annotated as F-box domain-containing protein. NCBI's taxonomy places the organism in Eukaryota, Metazoa, Nematoda, Chromadorea, Rhabditida, Rhabditidae. The transcript is spliced from 2 exons. The record is from RefSeq and is marked reviewed. Bases 78 to 1124 code for a protein of 348 amino acids.
UGCUGUCUUCCAGGCGAGGACGCCGUACGGCCUGCUAUUUCAGAUAGCCAUCCACCUCUCCAUAUUACUCCUUCGACAUGACAUCUGCCUUUUCUCUCCUCCAACUACCGAGACAUGCUCAAACUAGAGCAAUUGGACACUUGGAUUUUGGAAGCAUACUAUCAUUUUCAAUGUGCUCCGAGGAUUGCAAGGCGUUAAUUCAAGACAUGAAAAUCGAUUCCCGCAAAUGCAAAAUUGUCGUUUUAUUCUCCGAGUCAAAUAGGAUAGCACUCCAUUUUGGGAAUGACAUUGCAGAUUUCCAAGAUUUUCACAGCUCGCAAUUAGAGCCAACGGAAACUGUCUCUGUGGUGUUUUCUACGGAACAACUGUAUAACGUUGCAAGUGGCAAAUGGAAAUUGCCGGUUUCCUUUGGCUCUUGGAAGAUAUUGCCGUUUAUUCAACAUUUCUACAGCCUUCUAGGCCGGCCUGAGCUUAAUCUUUACUUUCGUGGCCCCGAGCAACACCCAAGACAACUUGAUGCGCUUGAGAAUGUGUUUGAAGAUAUGAAGAUCAGCAGAAUGACCUUGAACCGGGAAUCUAUAGAUUUUUCCAACGAGCAGAAGACACUCUUCGACAAGCUUCUGGUACCUGUCACACGAAUCAACCUUUUUCAAACUGUUGCUGAAAAGUUUUUGAAAUCAGGUCAUAAGGUUCUGAUUAAAAAUCACGACCACCUAGGAGUCUCGGAUCUUUGCCUUAACGAUAUUCUUUCCAUAAACAGUGAAUUCGUCAGCGUACAGAAUUACGGUGGCAAAUUUACAGUAAAGGACCUAAACUUGUACCUGAAGCACUGGAUAAAUGGGUUGAACCAUAAAACAAGGUACAUCGAAGUUGCAUCCCUUUUGAUCAGUAAAAUGAGCAGACCCGCAUUUUUCAAAGCUAUCUUCUGUGGUAUCGAGUACGCGAAGACGCGGGAGUACGUCGAGGCAGCCAGAUAUAAGGAUUCUCUUAUAAAGUAUCAUGGGCAAAGAGAGAUGACCAGAGGAUUCACGAUCAAUCGGAAGAAUGGGACAACUGCAUAUGUCUAUUUUCAUAUUACUCAUCCCCUGGUGUCAUCUUUUCAUUUCAUAUUGGCUAUUGAAUAAUUUUUCUGAUGAAUUUUGGAUCUAUAAUUGUUUGUUGGCAGCUUAGAAUCGAUUUUUAGUAAAACUAUACACCUAUUUUUGGAUAAAAAGAGAGUAGCGGACCAAAUAACCUCCAAAACUCGCUAAACCAAGUAUCUUCAAAGUGGCGUAUCUUAAAAAAUACAAGUCUGAAAAACAAUUGCACAACUAACAAAAUGAUCAGAAAUAUUUGUUCUUUCUACUACAUUAAUUUGUAUAUCAACACACCAACUAUUUGUAGAGUUACACAGAGUCAAAGCCAUUUUUCCAAAAAUUUUGAAAACUCUUUUGUUGUACCCUUCAUACCUCAAUUUCCAUUGAAUUUUAGGAAAUAAAUUUUGUUGAAUUGUGA